Messenger RNA from Rubroshorea leprosula, 495 nucleotides. NCBI's taxonomy places the organism in Eukaryota, Viridiplantae, Streptophyta, Magnoliopsida, Malvales, Dipterocarpaceae. The record is from the annotation of a GenBank genome assembly.
ACCUAAUUAACAAACAAAUUAAACUUUCUAAUACUAUAUAUAUGACCUUUAGUUAUGUUCUUCCUUCAUCCAAUCAAGUUCGAGCGAAUUCAGUAAUUAGAAUAUCAAAAAGGAAAGGCAAAAGUGAGAGAUGGGUCAACUUCUUAGGGCUAUUUUCCUUGCAUUGUGUGCUCUGUGGAUGACCCCCGGAUUCGGAGCUGCAAAACAUGCAGGCAUAACCAGGCACUACAAGUUUGAUGUAAGUAUUGGCAUGGCAUGGACUAUUUCAGAACCAAGAGCAUGGCAUUUUCCAAGAUACUGAUGUUUCCCCUCUUAUUUUCUAGAUCAAGAUGCAAAGUGUGACAAGAUUGUGCCAAACCAAGAGCAUUGUGACAGUAAAUGGCCAGUUCCCAGGUCCUCGGAUUAUAGCCAGGGAAGGCGACCGCAUUCUAGUCAAGGUGGUUAACCAUAUCCAGCACAAUGUCACACUUCACUGGUAUGGCAAACUUUGAAUGU